This is a messenger RNA of Mucor velutinosus, 1329 nucleotides long. It is a transcript of the gene BNA2, whose product is annotated as tryptophan 2,3- dioxygenase. Gene Ontology annotation, biological process: piecemeal microautophagy of the nucleus; autophagosome assembly; autophagy of mitochondrion. Gene Ontology annotation, cellular component: Atg1/ULK1 kinase complex; phagophore assembly site. NCBI's taxonomy places the organism in Eukaryota, Fungi, Mucoromycota, Mucoromycetes, Mucorales, Mucoraceae. The record is from RefSeq and is a predicted model, not a curated record. The transcript is spliced from 8 exons. Gene Ontology annotation, molecular function: molecular adaptor activity; protein kinase activator activity. Bases 1 to 1329 code for a protein of 442 amino acids.
AUGGAACAAGAGCUUAUUGAACUACUACUUGCUUCCAAGAAAGCUCUAUCCACUGGUCAAUCUAUCUGCGCACAAGCCAAUACUUACUUACAAACAUCAGAAGGCCACGUUGAAACGAUAGCCAAGAUACAUCCCAAGUUGCUCUUUGUCGAUAACCAUAUCCUAGUUCAAUGCAAGAUUCUGGAAGGCGUUAGAGAUUAUGUGAAUGUGAAGACCGAGUCUUGUCAGAACAAGAUCAAAGACCGAGAAGCACAUUUACAAACACUCACAAUCGAGCUGACACAGAUAUUCAACCAUCUCAAAAAAUGCAUGGUAGACAAAGAUAUACUGAGAGUCAAUCGCGAGAUUCAAGGGCCAAGUGAAGCAGACGAGACACAGCAGUAUACUUGUUUGUUUGAUUACAUUUCUGAUCAGGAUAUCAUUGAUUUGCAAAGGCAAGCGGAUGAUGAAAUAGGGGAGAUCGAGACGGUGAGCAAUGUCAUGCAAAACCAAUCCAAGUUGAUUUCGACAUUCUUGGCGGAUAUUGCGAGAGCAAGAAAAGCAGCGCUAAGUGUGCCGCUAGACGAAGAGACAGUGGCGUAUUCGAGCGAGAGGAUACAAAUACAAGAAGACGAAAUCUCCAACAUGGCAGAAAUACUGACCAGCUUGACAAAUCAUUACGAUCAAUUGGGCGAAGCGACAAGGCUGUAUCAGUCUGAUCCAGAUGGUCGCAAUCAAUUGGACAUUACCGUAUUAGAGGAUGAUCAUGAACAUAUACCUAACAUUUUAGAGGAUUUGAGGCACAGUCUGGACAUUGUAGAGUCUGUCAGCCAAGAAAUCCAGGACCGAACGCAAGUGUAUCUGCAUGUGAGGGAUGAAUUGAUCAAGAUAUUGAAUCAGUUGGAGUAUUUCGGCAUUGGGGGACAGGCCGAUGGUAUUUUGGAAAAGAUGCAAGACGCAGAGGUCGAGAUCAAGGAGAGAGAAUACAAUUUAGACGAAUUUUUUAAACAGUUGGCAUAUUUGGCGCAAUGGUAUCGAUGCUACGCUUCCUCGUACAACUACUUGCUACUAGAGAUUGAAAGACGAAGAAAGUCAGAGGAGCGACAAGAAGUGCUACGUAGAGAAAUAGUAGAAAAGAUUGAGGAUGCUUACAAUGACGAAUUGCAGGAAAGAAGAUCUUGGUCUGCGCAACAUGGACAGUAUUUGCCCGAGGUGCUUUGUACCUUCAUCAAUGAUGCUCCUUCUAUUUUAAGGGUAGAAGUGGAGAGAGAUUCGACUCGACUUCCCGAGUUAUCACCUGAAAAUGUACAAAAGGCACUCGCUGAAAUACACAAUUCCUCCCACGAAUAA